Plasmodium coatneyi is the source of this 1797-nucleotide messenger RNA. RefSeq lists its product as uncharacterized. The transcript has a single exon. The record is from RefSeq and is a predicted model, not a curated record. Lineage: Eukaryota; Apicomplexa; Aconoidasida; Haemosporida; Plasmodiidae. Bases 1 to 1797 code for a protein of 598 amino acids.
AUGAAUAACAGACAGCUCCUGUUGAGUACUCUGCUGCUCCCCCUGCUGGUUGCCUCCGUGAGGACCAACUGGGGGGCACGCCUGAAGGGGAGGUCACUCCAAGAAGGGGAUGAUGCGAAAGACGCCCCUCACGGGGGGAAAAACACCAACCAGUAUUUCAAAUGUUUUGUGGACAAGGCAAAGGAAAACACGGCCGUAAGGGAGGACGACGUGGCCAGGUGGGUGGACCCCCAACACAACUCCUGCUACUGCAGUGAGGAAAACACGCAGCCGUGUUCGAUGAACGAUAUAAGCAACUCCAAGUUUAUAAGUCAACUGAUGAAGACAGAAAUCUGUGAUCUCAACGAUAGGGGAAGCAAGAACAACCUGUUCAUCGUGUUGGAAAACUAUUCGACGAUGAAAUGCUCCAACGUAGAUAGCACGACGGAGAAAAUUAAUCAGAGCGAACUGUACAACUAUUGCAAAAGUGGGUUGCCUGCCUGGGACAACAAGCACUUUUACGAGUACCUCAAUUGUGACACGGUGAGGAAUAAACAAGGGAAGCAACCAGACGGUAUUGGACCAGAUGGUAUUGUACCAGGACAUACCUGUGCUGACUUGUGCAAAGAGAUUAAGGAACUUUGCAACUCGAAGAGCUCCCAAUUCUACUCCUUCGAAAUGUGCAGUAAGUACUACGAAAUAAAUCACUUCACGGCAGAUAUUUUUAACAAAACUUUUAAAACGUUCCAGGAUAACUGUUCCUACUUUGAUCCCACCAAUAGGGGACUACUUCUGUGCAAGCAUAAACACAUCCCCUGCGAAUUCAGCGAAUGGUCCGAUUGGACCACCUGCACAAAGUCUUGCAAAAAUGGUAGUUACGAUGCAGAAGCAAUUCGAAGUAGGAAAAGGUACCUAGUUAAGGAAGUGAAGUAUGCUGGAAAGGCAUGCAGCAUAGUGGUAAAGGAUAAGAACAAACUGGUAGAUGUAGAUUUCUGUGGUGAAGUCCCCCUAUGUUCUUCUAUUAACCCGUCUAGCAAUGCAUCUAACAAUCGUAACGGUCCUGUUGACACUACCACCCCGGAGAAGACAUACGACAACCCCCCUUUUGUGAUACCACUUAAGGAAAUAGAAAAGGCCAACAUGCUAAACGACUUGAACCAACCAGAUGGAGACGUCAUAAACGAAAACUUCGUGCAUAAUGAGAUGGAUACUUUAACUGAGUGCACCGUGGCAGACAUGGGACUCUUCGAACAUUCAAGAGAGUACAGUGAGAAAAUAAAAUCUUGUGCUUGCCCUCCUUACCACUCUCCAUGCUACUUUAAAGACAUAUACAAAUCAGACUACUGGAAAAAGUCCUUCGACAGACACUGUGCAGAUAAUCCCACGCUUAAUGUUGUCACGGCGGAUUUUGUUAUGCUGAGUUGUGAUAACUCCAUAACCAUUAGGAAGAAGGAAAUUGCAGUUAACACUUACCUUGCUAUGACCUUUGACUGUCGCUCUCCUACCUUUCGAUAUUUGUUUUGCUCCAAGUCUAAUGAAUCCUCCAGAACGAAUAUUUUUUACAUCGUCCUUACUUGUGCCCUUGCGUUAAUUUCUUCCUUGUACCUCAUACAUUUGCUCUUAAGCGAGCAUGACAAGUGGGCCUUUUUCAUCACUCGUAUUGUUAAUCCUAAACGGGCUUCCCCAACGGACCACCCUUCGACGGGCCAUUCCUCAGGGUCCUCUUCAGAUGAAAUGAACGACAACGGAGAGGAAACCCCCAACCCGGAGGACACCCCCACGGUAACCCCCUUGCGGAAAUAUGGAUCGAGAAGUUAA